ACUCAGAACUCUAUCAGGAGCUAGAUUUGGCCCGUGGGCCGUAAGUUGAGUAUCACAGUUUACAAGCUCACUUUUAUCCUAUGCAGACCCAGAUAACUGAGCAGGUAUGCUGUUGAUGUCUAUGUAAGUGUGACACACAAAGCUCAGUAAUCCCUCCAACAAGGUAAAGCAGAAGCACAUGCCGGAGGCGUAAUGUCUGUUCACUUCACUGCUUCUGCGCCGGACGGGAAUUUUCUCUCUCCCCCUCCUCAAACUGCCGCUUCCCUUCACUGUGAAUAUUUUACUUGUGGUUCUGCUGCUUUGUUAACCUGCUUAAUGUUUUGUAAAGGUUAGAUAAUUUUGUAAUUAAGAGCCACUCUGUGCCUUCUUGCUGCAGAUCCCAGUGAGACCGUGGCACUUCCCUGCGUGGAUGAGUUGUAAGGGUGUGAGUGUGAGUGUGUGUGAGAGCAAGUGAGCGUCAGCGCUCCCACAUGGCCUCCAUGCAGGACGGGCUGAACUUCACGGCUCCUCCCUACGGCAAGGUCCUGCUGCUGGGUGCUAUCGCUGCUGCCUCAGCCUUUGUUGUCACGAUCCUCAUCGUGGUGCUCUGCGUGGGCUGCCAGAGGAAGGGGAAGACACACAAUGUUCCCGGCGAGGGUGGAAAACACCGUCUCAUGGACAUGGGUAUACUCAGGCAGUCGAAGCUGCGGUCCAUCAGUAAAUCUGACACUGAGAUGAACAAGAUGAACUGCAAUGGCAAAAGCAGGGCCGGGCAGACGGACACCCCGGCCCCUCCAGCCGUCCCCGCCAACACCCCGGCACCCCCAGACCCGGACGGCGACGUAGAGGGAGGGCUACCUGAACCAGAGGCCCCGGUCAUGUCCCCACCUCACCCUCCGGAGACGGCCGAGUACGCCUGCGUCAGGAAGCUGAGGAAGGCCGACAAGGCUCCCCAAAAGAGGGACAGCGGGACGGAUAUGGGGGAGCCGCCGGUGCCACCUCCAAGACAUGCCCCGCCUUCACAUCCCGCCCCUCCUCCACCACACCCACACAGCACGAAGUUGCCCCGGAGAAACGUAGACGCCUUUAAUGUCCCGGCAUUCCCAAAGGAAGUGAUGUUUAUGGGCAACGGCGAGCAGUACAUCUGGAAGCCUCCAGAGGAUGAGGAGAUGCUCAUGCACCAAAACAAAGCCCUGGGACCGCUGGGCGCUCACACGGUGGAGAAUAUACAGCCGUCUGCUGCUGUGGUGGCGGAGAUGUACUCGAAGGUGUGUAAACCGGGAAAGAAGAAGCGAGCUGUGCCGGGGUCUCCCCCAGGCAAUCCUGGCUUCCGGACCUUGGGUCGCGGUGACCGGGACCGAGACCGGGACCGGGAUGGGGGGUUUAGUGUAGUGGUCAAACCCCAGACGUGGGCCCUUCAGGAGGGCAAAGCCGUCGGAGGGCCCCUCGACGACCACUGCUACGAGUCCAUCGGGACGGAGGAGUGCGAUCUGGCCUAUGAGAACAUGGAGGGCGGAGGCGCCUGGAAGCGAGAGAGGCCCCCCAACACGUGUGCCACCCUGCGGCCGAGGCGGAAGAAAGCCCAGCAGCCCUUGCAGCAGCAGCAGCCCCCUCCGCCGCCGCCGACGCAGCAGACCCCCAAGUUACAGCACCUGCCCGCCAAAGCCCUGCUGCUGCCGGGGGAGAACCUGUACGAAAGCAUCGGCGACCUGAAGCAGGGCUCCGCCACCUCCAGCACCACCACCAUCUUCACUUUCAAUGACGGCAUGGAGAUGUACGUGACAGGGCUCUGAGGCGCGGCUGCACUGUGACCCCUAUCCUUCCAACGCAAGGAGCUGAGCUAACGCCACGAGGAGUGACGGCUGAGCCCCUGUCAUGCUCACCCACACAUCCUGUUUACAUUCAAGUCAUAACAUCUCGCCUCUCUCAGGCUCACGAGGCCUCGGGGCAAAAAUGUUGAUCUGUUAUGACCUGGGCUGAACACAAAGUCCAAUCUAUAAACCUUAAAAGGAAUCCAAAGGUAGUGAAUAAUAAAUGAGCACAAGACCAUCGCAGAGCAAUCUGCAGGUAACAGUAGCACUUCUAUUUUACUGAUACAUAUGUGCAAAGCACAAUAAAGUAAAAAAAGCCUAAAUUCUUCCUCAAUUCUAGCGGGUAAAAAUAGUCCUAGCGGGACUUUGCACGGCGUCGUGUGAAAUCUUUUGGUAGCACUUAUCAUGAGCAGGCCUUCCCUGUAGUUGGUCAAGAUGUGAUUCAGGACGGAAUUUAAAUAAAGGAAUUACUAAUCAAAACUUGAAAGCUCAGGGACCAAGAGAAACAAUUAUGAGAGUAUUAUAACGAAAAAAAAAUUGCACACAUUUUCCUCCUAAAAGAAGCUAAUUUAGACCAUCAUCAUGUUUAAAAACCGACCGGAUACUUCCCUCCGUCAUGUUUUUUUUUCUCCAUCUAACAUGGACUGAACACUGUCUCCACUGCCGUCUGUAAAUGAAGUGUUUUACUUUGUUGAUCCUGUUUCUGCACUU
Molecule: messenger RNA, 2501 nt
Organism: Plectropomus leopardus (leopard coralgrouper)
Lineage: Eukaryota; Metazoa; Chordata; Actinopteri; Perciformes; Serranidae
Biological process (GO): intracellular signal transduction; B cell receptor signaling pathway; T cell receptor signaling pathway
Cellular component (GO): plasma membrane; membrane raft
Source: RefSeq, a predicted model, not a curated record